Molecule: messenger RNA, 2335 nt
Organism: Drosophila yakuba
Lineage: Eukaryota; Metazoa; Arthropoda; Insecta; Diptera; Drosophilidae
Gene: Cnb
Product: protein MLP1
Exons: 4
Coding region: 116-2182 (688 amino acids)
Biological process (GO): centriole replication; regulation of cilium assembly; centrosome separation
Cellular component (GO): centriole; centrosome
Source: RefSeq, a predicted model, not a curated record
AAGCAUAUGGCAACCCUGUUCAUCGCCAUGGCAAUCGGUGGCUUGUUCAACUCUUGUUUUGAACAAUUAUAAUUAUAAUAUAAGCAUAAUCUUAAUAUAAAGUUAACCAUGAGGCAUGAGUGAUACCGAUACGGACGACACCGAUCUGCUGCUCCUGAUACCACCGAACUUCUGCGCAGAGGACAAAAUGAGCGCAUGCGCGGCGGCAGAUGCACUGGCCAUGCCCCCGCCCCCACCCCCGGCGUCCACAAGUGCGGCGUACCAGUUUCUGCAUCCCAGCAAGAAAUCGGAGCUGAAUAGCAUUAAUGCCCGGCUCCAGAACAUCGCACUGGAUGCGGAGGAGCCUCCCUCGGACAUUUCUACCAUAUCCACAAAUACUGUGAGGAACGCUGGACGGCCAGACAGAGAGCUCCAUGGCAUGGUCCACUCCACGCCGAAAAGUGGGUCCAUUGAGCCACUGCGCCAUCGACCUGUAGACGAUAACUUCCUUAUCGAAAUUGACCACUACCUAGACGACAAUAACGCGCACCGCUGGCAGAGGCACGAUCACCACCUGCACCACCGCAGCGAUGACCAUCUUAGGAACGAGCGAGUGGGUCAGGAGGGUCAUCCAGGAACCACCUCUCUGCCCAGCAUGAGACUGGCUUCGUCCUCCUCCGGCGCUGUUUCUGUGGAAGCAGCCAGAGUCGAUCGCAACAGCUUAAGCGAGAACAAGAUCAUUAGCCUAAGUGAGCUCUGGGGCAAGAGCAGUUUGACCAAAACUGUACUCGACAACCACUCUCCCAACCGGAUAUUGUGCAGCUCUUCCCUGAAAGAGGAACAACUCAGAAGGCAGCAUCUUGAGAAAACUGUCCACACACUGCAGUCCCAACUUCUGGAGUACCAGCAGCGUAUCUCGGUGGCUAUCGAGGUGGAUCGUUCCAAGGAUGUUGCUCUCACCGAUGCAGAGCAAACAGUUCAAAGUCUCAACUACGAGGUUCAGCACCUGCGGGACGCUGUCCACCGGCUGGAAGCGGACAGGGGCGAGUCUCAGAGCAAGUUUGAUGCUCUGCAGAACGAGUUGGCGCAGGCUGUCAACUUGGCCACCAAGUUCCAGGAAAAGAAUGAUAAACUCGAAAGAGAGUUGGACCAUUGCAGGCACGAUGCCAGGCAAUGGGACGAAAGAAUGGAGCAACUGGAAAUGCAACUAAACAGCAGCAAAAGAGCUGAGGAGCUGUCUCAUGCCGAGCUUAAUAAGCUCAGGGAUAAGUUUGCCAAGGUGGACUACCAGCAAGAAAAGCUAAAAGCGCGAAUAGAGGAACUGGAAAAGGACAAGAACACGCUCACUAACCAAAAGGAUAUGCUGCAGGAAUAUCAUCAAAAACAGAAAGCAAGAGCGGAUUCCUUGGAGAGCCAGCGUAAAUCCCUACAAGAAACUCUGGCCAAUCUAACAGAGACUGAGACCAAUCUCAAAAAAAAGCUUGAGAUACAGCAGAAAUCUCUCAAGCAAUACUACCAACAGCAAAUGGAAAAUGUCGUGGCCAAGAAGAUGCAGGAAUUCCAGGACCAGCUGGACAAGAAUGAGGAGCAUUUAAAGAACGAAGCUCGUGAGCGCGAACGACUCAUUGCUGAGCGGGCCGUGAAGCAGCUUGAAAUGAUCAACGAGAAGAACAACCAGGAACUGAAUCUCAUCCAGGAAAAGCACAACGAGGAGGUGGAGCUGUACCGCCUCCAACUAGCGAAUGCCUCGAAAAAGAUCGAUGAAAUGGAUCUCAAGCUCAGCUGUUACAAAACUAAGCGUGCUGAUAUUGCGGAGAAGCUACACGGGGUCAUGGAGGCCCAAUGGCAGCAGGCCCUUGCCAUACUCACCACUCCUAGUCAGAACUCCAUCAUGCAAGCCAGUGACACUGAAGGGGAAUCCCCGGACCUGAAUAAUGCACGCAUGUAUCCAGAAACGCCCAAAACGAGCAAAUCGCAGCGCAGCAACAGCACUGAAAAGAAUAACCUGGAUGUGGUGGGCAAACGGGAUCCACCCUCGCCGAUGGACAAGCUGCAGGCCUACAUUGAACUGCUGCUCAGCAAGUCGCCCAGUGAUUUCGACAGACUCGACGAGAUCUUGGCCAUGACGGCCAAGCAGGGAAGCAAGCAAACCAAACCAAAGAGUGGAAGUGGAAACAGUAAGCCUCCUCCCUGGAAGUGCUGACAACGAGAGAAGCUCAUAACAAGUAAUAUUGUAUCUAGAGAUACCUGUAGUAUAAUAAGCAUGAAUCCCUCCUUGAACGGAUACUACGAUGGACAUUGUAGUUGUAUAUUUUUCUAUGGAAUUCUAAAAGUAAAUAGAUUAGUUUUUGCAAAA